AUAUAGAAUACGAUUUCAAGUCACAUGGGCGUUGUUGCCGCCGCCGCAGCAGGUGUAAUGCCUCUGCAGGUGGACCAACUGAGCGGCGGCAGCGGUGAGUCUGCACACGGGCCAGGGCCAGCCACGUUGCUGCAGGCCGCCGUUAUGGCAGCAAGUGAGCCAGAACCAAUGAGCAUAUCAGCCGUGCCCGUCUCGGUCUCAGCAAUGGGCACUGCGCAUAGCGCAGCGGCUACCGCGUUUAUUUUCAAUAAUUUUGUAACUGUGGCGGCACCACCACCGCCGCCACUGGUUGCCAGCACGCUAGCACCGCUGGUUAACACCGGCCUGCAAUACUUAGAUAAAUCCUAAGAUCCCAGGCGCUGCAGUGCAAGGUGUGUAACUCUCGAUACAGGUAUUAGAGCAACGGCAGCUACUCUAGUGAAUUACAGGCAUUAGGCAUAACCCACGGGGUUCGGAAUCGGCAAAUAAGUUAUGCCAUGUCAUCAAUGGAGGAACGGCAGAACCCACUAGGAUGUAGUAUCCCUAAAGUUAAGCAGAUGUGCCGACAAGCGACACAUAUGUAAUAAUUUAUAAAACUUUAUUCCUUAAGCUACAUGUUUCGAGCCGAACAUUAUUUUUACCGUUGUUAACUAAGAAAUCGGUAGUAAAGUAUGUGUAUAUGUAACCACAAUUUAUAUUUGUACAUAAAUUUAUACAAUUUUAUUAGUGUUAAUCGUCAAAAUACAAAAAUGAUUUGUGUAUCGACUAGCUAGCAUGUACAUAUAACUUUUUAAAUAUUAACUACUUAAAAUUGGCCUAAUUAUUUUCAUAAUUGAUGUAAUCCCCUUUAGUCCUGGCACUCGUGUUACAAAAGCAACCUUCAUUACGUAUACAUUCUAAGUCGUAUAAUUGAAUAUGUAUUUCUUUCUAUAAACAACAUAUAUUUGUGUACAGUUUAUGGCCAAUCAGUUUUAGUUGAAAUGGAUGUUUUGUAUCUAGUUGAUGGGAAAUGUGUCUGUCUUUAGACGGAUAGUGUUAUAAUCCGUAUAAAAUAAACCGUAAGAGAAGUUAACCUUCAAAUAUUUAA
Drosophila virilis is the source of this 1066-nucleotide messenger RNA. Lineage: Eukaryota; Metazoa; Arthropoda; Insecta; Diptera; Drosophilidae. The record is from RefSeq and is a predicted model, not a curated record.